Molecule: messenger RNA, 1688 nt
Organism: Centruroides sculpturatus (bark scorpion)
Lineage: Eukaryota; Metazoa; Arthropoda; Arachnida; Scorpiones; Buthidae
Product: LIM domain-binding protein 3-like
Exons: 6
Coding region: 108-1262 (384 amino acids)
Biological process (GO): muscle structure development; actin cytoskeleton organization
Cellular component (GO): Z disc; filamentous actin; adherens junction
Molecular function (GO): actin binding; muscle alpha-actinin binding
Source: RefSeq, a predicted model, not a curated record
AUGAAUAGCAGUAACAAACAGGUUGCCAAGUAAAGCAGACGGAGCCGAGACUGAUCUCGGUUUAAAGAUAAUACGUGUGAUGCCUUAGAUGCGAUCGAUGAUCAAUCAUGGCCGGUGGAAUAGUGACUGUCGAGCUAGCUAGAGAUGGUCAAGGCACUCCAUGGGGCUUUAGAUUGCAUGGAGGAAAGGAUGUGGGAUAUCCCCUUUCGGUUCAAAGGGUAUUCCUUGGAAGUCCUUCUGAGGGUGAAAUUCACAGAGGAGAUAUUAUUUUAAUGAUUGGAAAUACAGAUGCAAGAAACUUAACUCAUCAGCAAGCUACUGAUAUAUUUCGUAAAGCUGGGAACAAUCUAAAAUUAGUGAUACAAAGGAGUAAACUUGCAACAUCUGGCUCAUCCACUCCAAUAAAUUCACCUUUUGGAAGCACUCCAUUUUUAAAUCUAUCUGGAGGUCCAGUAACAAUGUACCAUUUGGCUUCACCGCCAAGUGCUGGCUCUACUCCUCCUCCCCCAUUAACUAAACCACUCCCCACAACACAGUUUACAGACAAUUAUCGUCCCUAUACUCCUGAUUCUCAGCUAACAGAUGAAGAAUCACAAGAAUACCUGGUUGAAAAGCAUCGAGAGAGGCAGUCUAUUGUUAAUCAAGCACAUCGAACAUUUCCUCUCAUUACUCCACAAGCCAAACCAAGACACGACUUACCUACUGGUUCAUAUUUACGAUUUGUAAAUGAUCCAAACUGGAAAACAUCUCCUUCUAAUCAGGCCAUGGUGAAUAAAGUAACAGAAUCAUUAAUUAUGGCAAAGCUUCAAGAUAGUUUAAGAAGUACAGAUUCACCAGGCUCUUCUUAUAGUCCAGGUCGAACACCUACUCCAGAAUCACUUCCAACUUCAGGUCCUAAAGUCCUUCACAAACAAUACAAUUCUCCUAUCAAUCUUUAUUCUGCAGAGGCCAUUACUGAAACUUUGGUUGGACAAGCAUCAAUUCAGCAUAACCAAACCAACACUCCACUAGCAGAACAACCUCUUCCAAGUCCUCUCAUUUAUACAUCAUUGGGUAUUAAACGUUCUCCAACCUACCAGAUGCUUCAUCAUCAAGAAUGGGGUAAUUUGAAGAAAUCAGAAAUGAAAGAGCAUGGUGCAGUAGAGAAUAAAGUAUACUCAGUUCCAUUUGGAGAAGGUAAAUUUGGUCAAGGAAAAGAUGUGAUCCACCAAUCAGGAAGCUUCAAAAAUUUGAUGACUAAUAUUGCACAGUCAAGUGUAUAAAAUUCUAAGUACUGUGCUUGGUAAUAAAUUAAGUGUUUCUCCUAGACAGAUAAAAUAUAUUAAAAAAUUUUGUUUUCCUUAUUAUGGAACAGUGUGAGUUUCUUACUACACUCCUCUUUGAUGUUUUUGCAUAUUUUACUGAUUCUUCAAAACUCGCAUGAAAUUGUGUUUAUAACCAAGGAUAAAGCUUUAGCUUUAGAUAUUUAUCAGUAAAUAUGGACAAGCUGUUAAAUAUUUAAAUAUGUGAUAUUUCUGCAAGAUGUGAUCAAAACUGCACUGUUACAUUUCUGUUGUACGAAAGAUAUCUUAAUAUAAAUGGGAAUGUUUCAAGUGCAUCUAGGAUAAGUGCUAAUAUAGCAUCAAAAAUUUAUAUCAUAUUGUAUAUUAUCAAUAAAGUUUUCAAUUUUUUUUGUUUUAAGAAUAAAA